Iphiclides podalirius (scarce swallowtail) is the source of this 2370-nucleotide messenger RNA. Lineage: Eukaryota; Metazoa; Arthropoda; Insecta; Lepidoptera; Papilionidae. The record is from the annotation of a GenBank genome assembly.
AUGGUUUUCAUCUAUUUAAAUGGCGAACUGACGACUGUACUUUUAGACGAGGAGCUGGUGUUUCGCGAUCGCUGGGGUGGCCUGACGCUUUUCAAUGUCCGCAACUUCACCACCAGGCUGCUGAUGAACAAUUCCACUUUCAGGGAACUAAAUGCGGUGGACUUCAAAGUAUCUGCAGACCUAAAGUUCGUUCUACUCAUUUCGGACGUUAGGCCUGGCUGGCGACACGCUCGGCUGGCACGCUACCAUGUUUAUGACGUCAUCACCAGGAACAAAAUCCCGAUAUCGCCCGUGGAGGACGACCGCUCGGCACCGUUGCUGCAAUACGCAGAAUGGUCACCAUCUGGCGCCAGCUUGGUGUUCGUCCACAACAACGACAUAUACUAUAAGCCGCGCAUCCUCAAAACCCUCGUCUGCAGGAUCACCAACACAGGCAUCCCGGGGGUCAUCUUCAACGGCGUACCGGACUUUCUAUACGAGACCGAAGUCCUGCGUUUGGAUAGGGCGCUAUGGUUCAGCCCCGACGGCCAGACCCUGAUGUACGUCACGUACAACGACAGCCUGGUACAGCAGCACAAGUAUCCCUGGUACGGGCUGGACCAGCAGGAGCCGCCCGCAUACCCCUCCAUCAAAACAUUGAGAUACCCAAAGGUUAACACGAACAACCCUGUGGUGACGGUGUACGUGGUCAGCCUCAAGACACCAAAGUUCCUCUUCCCACAUGCGAUACAGUUCACAUCACAAGUUGAUAAAAGUUGGUACGUACGCUGGACGAGUUGGCUGACAGAGAAGCAAAUCGGGGUCCUGUUGCUCAAUCGUCCGCAAAACGUGUCGAUCAUCAGCAUCUGCAACGCGGUACACUACAACUGCCAGGACAUAUUCCGCGACGAGACAGACGGCACCAGGUGGUCUGGCCUGGGUGGAGACCCCGACGAGGAAUGUGGCUGGUGCGGCGGUGGAGCCCUGGUGGGGGGUGCGGCGGGCGUGUUCACGUCGGCCCCCAUCACUGAUCAGGGCGGCGUGUGGAGGCACGCCGUUCAACUCACGACCGAGACCAGGAUAACCCUGACUCAGGGCAACUUUGAAAUCACCCAGCUGGUCGGCUGGGAUGAGAGGAGGAGAUUUCUAUACGUGAUGGCCACGGCGCCCGAGCGGGCGGGCGAGCGCCACGUGUACGUGGUGCCGGUGCCAGCGGACGGCAGCUGGCCGCCCCCGCCCCACUGCCUCACCUGCGGGGGCGCAGCGCCCGCCCCCGAACCCUCGGAAGGACACUCGGAGCCCGCCACGGAGGAGCUGGAAUACGAGAACUCUACGUCGUCUCUACCAGCGUGGCCCACGUCCACAGUUCUGCCACAUGUUUCUCACGAGAACGACUCCCUACCAACAGUUUGCCUCUACAACAGAGUUAUGUUCAGCAAAAACUUCUCCUAUUAUGUUCAGGAGUGCCUGGGCCCAGGGCCUCCGGCGACGUUCCUGUGCUCCGCCAACGGCGCGCGCCGCUCCGUGCUCUGGGACGGGCAGCCGCUGAGGCAGCUGUUCGCCGGACUCGCCAUACCGCAGUCCAAGGUCUUCAGAGUCGAGGUGCAAGCGCAUCGUGAGGCGCGCGUGCGUCUGCUACUCCCGCCGGGCUUAAGAGAAACGGAUGACCUGCCUCUACCGCUGGUCUUGCAUGUUUCAGCAGAGCCAGGCGGACAGUUGGUGACGGAACGAUGGAAACCAGGCUGGGGUUGGUACUUGGCAGCCACAAGGAACUUUAUCGUUGCAGAGAUAGAUGCCAGGGGUUCUGGGGGACAGGGUGAAGAAUUGAGAACAGAAAUAUAUCAGAAGCUUUUAUCAGUUGAUGUCGAGGACCAAAUAGCAGUUCUUUCCUACCUGCGCGACAACCUGAAGAUGGUGGACGGCGCGCGCGUGGGCGCGUGGGGGAGGGGCUACGGGGGGGGCGCGGCGGCGGCGGCGGCGGCGGGGGACGCGCGGAACGUCACGCGCUGCCUCGCCGCCGUGGCCCCGCUCGCCGACCUGCGACGCCACAACUCGUACUGGACGGAGCGCUACGGGGGCGCCGCUGCCGGUGCGGCAAGCGGGGCGGUGUGGCGCCGCGCCGGCAACCUGCCCCCGCGGCGGGUGCUGCUCGCGCACGCCACGGCCGACGAGAGGGCGCCGCCCGCCCACGCGCUCGCCCUGGCGCGCGCCCUGGUGCGCGCGCAGGCGCUCUACACGCACCAGGUUUACCCAGACGAGGGUCACAAUUUCGAGCGGUCGUACAUCCAUCUGCAUAAGACGAUGGAGCAGUUCUUCGACGAGUGCUUCGGGCCAGUGGAGCUCGCCGAUUGGGACGCCACUGGGGUCGGGGGUUUGUUCCCGUUUCGAGAC